AUGUAUUAUUAUUACAAGGAAAACAUAACGGUUUAUCAUCUUGCUGGAUUUCGCCUACGAUUUAAUCCAAAUUUUUCUGACCCCACACUUAAAGCGGCAAAGUCCGAGAGUUACACUUGGACAGUCGACGACUUGGGAAACGUUUCUACUUACAAGUGGCCAAGACGUGCAGCAACUCCGGAAACGUUUUCCACAUUUUACAGAAAUUUCAUAACACCUCUUGAGACUACAAAAUCCCAUCAUUCGCUCAUCCGGUAUACAGCUCAACGAAGUAAUUUUGGAGAGUUUAUUUCGGGAACGGCAAUUCUACGAUUUGGUGCUAGACCAACCAUUUCACGACAAUCCGACAUCUUGUUGGGUACACCGAAAUCUACCGUCGAGGCUUGUUUCAAUGUCACUGGAAGUCCCAAGCCCUCACUCUUCAUCAACGAAACAGACAAUAACAACGACAUCGUGUCUUCUAGUAGCAAAAAAAACCGCUGCAUUAAAAUCGGACCUCUGAAACUCAACGACUCCGGAAAAGUUACCGUAAUAGCAAAAAACUGUUUUGGCCAAUCAAAUAUCACAAUUUCCAUUACAAUUGUUCAAAGUACACCAACUACUGAGAUACUAAAAACAAGUAGCACAGCGCAAUUUGUCUCAACGGGUAGUACUAUCGCCUCGUCAUCUGUGCAAGACGGACGUGUGUUAGUUGACUCUCCUGCUACUUCUUCCUCUACCCGCGCAACGGCACAAAGUACUUCAAAGACACAGAGUAGUGCAACGACACCAAGUAGUAAAGCAACACAAAAUGGUGCAAAGCGAAGGUCCAAUGCGACUUCACCAGGGUUUCCAACUUGGGCUACCGCAAUUAUCCCUAUUUUCAGUAUCACGGCGCUUAUACUUGCAGUUGUUCUGGUGAUAUUAUAUAUUAGAAGACGUAGAUUACAAAAAGCAGCAAGUCAAGAACCAAAAGAUGCUGUUCCAGCCGAAUCGGAUCCUGCAGUGUAUGCGGUGCCUAUGAAGAAGAGGGCGGUGGUAGCACCGAUUGCUAGAGAGUCUGCGACUACAGCUGCAGUCGAGGAGACACCGAUGGAUCAACCGAGCAAGCACAAACUGGAAGCUCGGCUUGCAUACACCCAUGAGUAUUCUCACGAGGGUCACGGUGACACGAGCACCUACACUCUGCCGGGCGAGAAGUGCAAUGAGAUGGACUCAGUAGACGAGUCAUGUAAGCAAGCAAUGUAUGCAAGACCAAUGAAGAAAGCAACUGCGGAAUCAAAUUCCGGAAAGGAGUCCGACGAAACGCUAACAGAUGAGCAGAAACUGAUCCGUCAAAGAGGCCACAACAGACCGGUUCUUGACAUUGCCAGUCCAACUGCUCACUCCCUAACUACCACAGACAACCACAGAUCGGGUGUGGAGUAUGCUGAGCUAGAGUUUGAAGACAACCAUGUAGUUGAAACCGCUCCGUCCUCUGCCUCUGUCACGUAUGCUAACCUAAGACUUAGCUAGAAAUUUGCUCCUAGCUGAAACAUUUAGCUAACAAUUGCAUUGACAGCUGUCACAGCGAUAACGCAAGACUAGUAAUCUAAACACAGAAACGCUUGUUACAGAGAUUCGGGAUCGUACACACUGCUGAACUGGAGUUUGGA
This is a messenger RNA of Corticium candelabrum, 1634 nucleotides long. RefSeq lists its product as uncharacterized. The transcript has 9 exons. Lineage: Eukaryota; Metazoa; Porifera; Homoscleromorpha; Homosclerophorida; Plakinidae. The record is from RefSeq and is a predicted model, not a curated record. Bases 1 to 1494 code for a protein of 497 amino acids.